ACACGACCGGUGCUCGCAGCGUGGUAGGUUCGCAUCGUGACCGUACCGUGCCCGCCGCCACCUACCCAACACACGGCCACCAUGUACAAGCCUGAGGUCCUACUGCUGUGCUGUCUGCCAGUCUGCUUGCUGCUGGCCGGCCAGGCCGACGCCAACAUCAGCUCCUGCGUCCGCAACUGCGGCCAGUGCAAGAACAUGUACGGCCGCUUCUUCCAGGGCACGGCCUGCGCAGAGGCGUGCCUGGCCGGCAACGACGGGCCCGACUGCUACAACCCCUCCACGGUGUCGCGCUUCCUCAAGCGACGCUCGGUGCCGGCCGCGCCCGACGCGACGCUCGGCGGCGGCUACGAGUACUACAGCGUCGACGGCCAGCCGGAGCCGGCGCCUCCGGCGGGCGGUCUGAUCCGCCUCCUCUCCGCGCGCGCCUCGGAGGCAAGGAAGUAAUCCCCGCCCCCGAACCAUCGCCACCACCGUCGGAACUCUCCGCGCCCGCUGCCGGUGCUCUGAUCUCAGCUCCCGCGACCCGACGACCUGCCUAUUGUGACGGUGGACCGGCCUCCGCGGGCCACUCCGCUCGGCGCGGUUGGAAUAUAGCCUACUUAUCCGGUGCGAACGUCUGUGGCCUCGCGCGCCCGAGGCAGGUCCCCCGACCGGAAUAGUGUCUUGUUGAAACCCAUGAGCCCGAGAGAAACAGAUUACGAAAUAAAAGUAUGUGCCGCCGUUCAA
Messenger RNA from Pollicipes pollicipes, 726 nucleotides. RefSeq lists its product as uncharacterized. Gene Ontology annotation, molecular function: ecdysis-triggering hormone activity. Bases 82 to 444 code for a protein of 120 amino acids. The record is from RefSeq and is a predicted model, not a curated record. Gene Ontology annotation, biological process: ecdysis, chitin-based cuticle; neuropeptide signaling pathway. The transcript is spliced from 3 exons. NCBI's taxonomy places the organism in Eukaryota, Metazoa, Arthropoda, Thecostraca, Pollicipedomorpha, Pollicipedidae.